AUGACCCUUCAUGAGAAGGGCUUCCGCCAUAUUGACGGUGUCGAUCCCUCGCAAGGCAUGCUGGACGUGGCGAGAACAAAAGGCGUCUACAACAAUCUCAUCUGCUCUUACGUCGGCGUGGAAGGUUCCAGGUUGCCUUUCGAAGACGAUACAUACGACGCUGUGACACUUUGCGGAGGCAUGGGACAGAACAUGAUGCCGUGUGCUGGAGUCUAUGAAAUGAUCCGAGUCGUCAAACCAGGAGGCUACGUGGUGAACUUGUUCCGGGAAGAGAUCCUGCUGUCUGUGGAGGAGUACAUGGACCGCCUGGAGCCGCUGAUGGAGAGCCUGGAGACUCAGGGCAAGUGGAAGCGGCUGUCACGUGAGAGGUACCCCGAGUACCAGGUGGACCGGGUGGGCAUCAUCAAUGUUCACCAGGUGUGCUGAUUGCACAAACGCUGACUGCCAUCUGGCACCGAAGUGACCGCAUACAAAUUAGGAUUACUAUUAUCAUCGGCUAGCUGUUAGGAUGUAUUAGGUCCAGAAAUCAAAAUGUUACCGGGGGGAAAAACGCAUUUCAUUCAUUUAUCACUUGCUCCUUCUUUACAUUUUGGGGUUUGGUUUAAGAUUGCUUUUUCUUUGCGGAGGGAGGGGGGUCUUUUGUUCUUGGCAAAUUCCAAGAUCAACGUAAUGGGAACAUUUAUUUUCCAGAAAUGAUAAUGAAAUGCCAUGGUCAGAGCCAGUCUUUUAGCCACAAUAUGGCUAUCACUAAAGUGUCAAAGGACCUCAGGAUCCACCCUAACUGUAGGUUUCAGCACGUUUUUGCUACAAGGGGGGUGGAUUUAAAAGUACACAAAGUAACUUAUUGAAAUUUGGUGUGUGUAUUUGACCGGUUGAUUCCUUUAGCUAAGUUGUAAAGGGUUGUUGUUGUUUUUCCAUCAGUUUGAUGGGGUUUUUAAUUUUCAUGAUCAAAAUUCAAACUUACUUCUCAGGAAAUCAUUAGCCUUGCUGCAGAAAGGAAAUGAUAAUUGGCUUCCUCCUUUGUGCUUAUUCAUCCCCAUCUUUUCUUUCAUUAAGUUUUACGUGGAUGUGUUCAGCAAUUGUAAGAGAUACACGUUGCUUUUCCACAUCUGAUCUACUGCGAAGACAAUUGAGAACUAGAUUUAUUACAGAUACGAGUAGCUCGAUUCGAUUUUGACGUUGGAUGCCAUUGAUGCAUUCAGUGCCAGCACUCUGCAUUAGUUCAGUUAACGUGGUGUCUCUUUUCUCCAUAAUAUCAUAACGUAGGCCUAUGCCUCGAUUAAUGCUGUCGUGUAUUUGUCUCAGGUCAAUAAAAAUUAUCCUUUCAUCAA
This is a messenger RNA of Aplysia californica (California sea hare), 1331 nucleotides long. Its product is annotated as demethylmenaquinone methyltransferase. The transcript is spliced from 4 exons. Bases 1 to 426 code for a protein of 141 amino acids. The record is from RefSeq and is a predicted model, not a curated record. Lineage: Eukaryota; Metazoa; Mollusca; Gastropoda; Aplysiida; Aplysiidae. Gene Ontology annotation, molecular function: S-adenosylmethionine-dependent methyltransferase activity.